AUGAAAUCGAGAUUUGAGGAUGGAGCUGCAAAGAAAAGAAAGAAGAAAAGAGAAGAAGAAUUAACAAAAUCUCUAGCCAAUUCUAUGUUCAGGUAUUUGAAAAAACCAAAAUCUCACAGUGACAUAACAGCUGAUGAACAUUGUGAAACUUCUAAGCAAGGAGAACUUAAUGAGGUUAGAAUCCAUAGUGAAGAGCAAGAAGCAAAUAAUAAUAGGGUUGAGAAAGAUGAUGAGGAUGUUGUUGGUAAUCAUGGAGAUAGUGUGCCUUUCAACGAGGAUUCUUUGGAUCCUGCAAAUUGGGGAAAAAUUGAUCAAAUGUUGAGAGAUUUUUUGGUUGGAAAAGGUCCUCUAGCACGACCGUAUGAGGAUUAUAAGUUUCCCAAAAAUGUCAAUGGUAGACAUUUUUCUCAUAAACUCUACAAAAGGCCAAUGAAGAACGGAAGGCUUGGUCAACAUGAACGUAGUCAUGGUCACCUUGUGUGCAUGAGCCAAUGGAUGGAAUUGGAGUUGAGAUUGAAAAAGGAUAUAACAAUUGAUAAGUCUGUCCAAGAAGAAAUCAAGAAAGAGAAAAAUCAUUGGCGAGAAGUUUUAUUGAGAUUAUUUGCACUAGUGAAGACUUUGGCUAAAUGCAAUAUAGCUUUCCGUGGAAGCAAUGAUAAGAUUGGUGAGAAUAACAAUGGGAAUUUUCUUAGCUUUAUUGAAAUGUUUGGAGUUUUUGAUCCAGUGAUCAGGGAGCACAUCAGACAUAUCAAAGAGAAGAAAACUCAAUACCAUUAUCUCAGUCACAAAAUUCAGAAUGAAUUGAUAGCAAUGUUGGGAUCAGAGAUGAAGCUUAUGAUCAUUAAGAAGAUUCAAGAGGCAAAAUAUUUUUCAGUUAUUCUGGAUUGUACUCCCGAUAUUAGUCACAAAGAGCAAAUGUCUCUUAUCAUUCGAUGUGUGGAUGUUUCUAUGGAUUCAGCUCAGGUAUCAGAAUAUUUCAUUCACUUUUUGGAGGUUGGUGAUAAAUCAGGAAAAGGGUUGUUUGAUCUACUUUGUGAUACAUUGGCUGAUCUUAACUUGGACAUUGAUGAUGUCCGAGGACAAGGCUACGACAAUGGCUCAAAUAUGAAGGGGAAGCAUAAAGGAGUACAAAAAAGAAUGCUUGAUGUGAAUCCAAGAGCAUUUUAUACGCCAUGUGGUUGUCAUAAUCUGAAUUUGGCACUUUGUGAUAUGGCUAAGUCAUCUACUAAAGCGAUUGAUUUUUUUGGGAUCAUCCAACGUUUAUAUACAUUGUUCUCGCCUUCUACUACUAGGUGGGAUAUAUACAAGAAAAUGGUAGGAGGUCCUACACUUAAACCCUUAUCAGAUACUCGUUGGGAAAGUCAUCUUGAGAGCGUUAAAGCUAUACGUUUUCAAGCUCCUGAAAUCCGUGAUGCUCUGUUUUUCUUGGUUGAAAACACAGAAGAUCCUAAAACUCGGAGUGAGGCUGAGUGUCUUGCGAUAAGUGAAACUCACGGAAUUGGAGGAUUUGAGUUUUUGUUUAGUAUUGUUAUAUGGUAUGAUAUUUUGGCUGCCGUGAAUACUGUGAGCAAGACUUUGCAAAGUGAAGAUAUAGAUAUUGAUGCAGAGAUUACACAACUAAAAGGGUUAGUCUCUUUUUUUCAAAAGUAUAGAGAAACGGGUUUUGAAGCAGCAAAAGUUGAAGCCACAAAAAUUGCUGUUGAGAUGGAUAUCGAACCCAUCUUUCAUGUUAAAAGGAAGCGCCCUAUUAAAAAGAAAACCCAUUUUGAUGAAGAGCCAAGACAAGUUGAUGAUGAAAGUGUGGUUCUGAGCGAAGAGGAGAAGUUUAUAAUCGAGUAUUUCAUGAAAAUCAUGGAUCAAGCUCUAGUUUCUCUUCAAACAAGGUUAGACCAAUUUCAAGAGUAUGAGAAAACGUUUGGUUUCUUGUUUGAUCUGAGAAAACUCAAUUCAGCAACUGAUGAUAGCUUAAAGGAAUCAUGUAUCAAUCUUGAAGCUUCUCUUAAGCAUGGAGAACCUUCAGAUAUUGAUGGGAUUGAUUUAUUCUUUGAAAUCAAGGUCUUUCGAGAAGUUCUACCAGAAAAUGUCAAAAGGACUGCUGAGAAUUAUGCUUACAAUCCCGGUUUCAGUGGCCUCGGCAGAGCGAAGCUUUUCAAAGCUAAAGUUGAUCAAGUCUUACUUAAGAUCAACAAUGUCACAAGAUAG
Molecule: messenger RNA, 2202 nt
Organism: Camelina sativa (false flax)
Lineage: Eukaryota; Viridiplantae; Streptophyta; Magnoliopsida; Brassicales; Brassicaceae
Source: RefSeq, a predicted model, not a curated record